AUGCCGUCCUUCACCCUUGAACAGGUCCAAAAGCACUGCAAACCAGACGACGUCUGGAUUGUCCUCCACAACAGGGUCUACGAUGUGACCAAAUACCUCGAAGACCACCCCGGUGGGAGCGCCAUUCUCGUUGAGGUCGCUGGCACCGACGCUACAGAGGCUUUCGAGGAAGUCGGGCACUCCGACGAAGCCCGGGAACAGUUGGAGCCUUUCUAUGUAGGCGACUUACCGACAGAGGAACAAACCGAACCCGUCGAGAUCUACCGUCCAGCCUACGAGCAAGUCUCGCAAUCCGCAGCUGUCAACGUCAAAAAAGCCACCUCCUGGUCAUCCAUAAUCCAAACAAUCAUAAAAUGCGCCAUGGCCGGUCUAGCAGGCAAAGCCGCCAUAACAGCCUACCACCGCGGCAUAACCACCACCGAGAUAGCCUACGCUCUGCGUUCCCUUACCAAAUCCGUCUCUCCCCACCAGGGCCCAGGCCACGACGGAACCCACUUCUGGGCCGGCGUGGGCAUCGCCAGCGCAGUGCAGUUCUCCCUAACCCUAGGCCUGGGCACGUGGAUCUCAACCAAGCUAGACGUGCAACAAGAAUUCACUCACUACGCACCGCGUCGACCAGCCAAAACAGCACGUAUGAUCAAGCUGCCCCGGACCAACCUGCCACUCAAGAAACCGAGUGUCUUGGAUCCACGCAAAUGGCGCUCAUUCACCCUGACCCGCAAAACGGAAGUCGCGCCACAUGUAUAUCGAUUCAUCUUUGCUUUGCCCAAUCCAGACGACAUCCUCGGCCUGCCGACGGGCCAGCAUAUCGCCCUACGAGCGACAAUCAACGGACAAAGCGUCUCCAGAUCGUACACCCCUGUAUCGAACAACAGCGACGUGGGCCGCAUUGAGCUACUCAUCAAGGUCUACCCCAACGGAGCGAUGACCCAGCACCUGGCGCAGAUGAACGUAGGCGAGUCGAUCGAGAUCCGCGGGCCCAAGGGCGCAAUGCAAUAUUCCCGACAAUACGCGAAGCAUAUCGGGAUGAUCGCAGGUGGAACGGGCAUUACACCCAUGUACCAGCUCAUUCGGGCCAUCUGCGAAGACGACGCCGACAAAACGCAAGUGUCAUUGUUGUAUGCGAAUAACACGGAAGAGGACAUUCUGUUGCGCACGGAGCUGGAUGACUUCGCGACGCGUCAUCCUGAGAAGUUCCAGGUGCAGUAUGUGCUGAGCCAGCCCGGGGAGACGUGGCAGGGUUACCGGGGGUUUGUGAAUGGGGAUCUUAUUGCGAAGCAUUUGGCGCCUGCUGCGCUGGAGAAUAGAGUGUUGUUGUGUGGGCCGCCGCCGAUGUUGGCGGCGAUGAAGAAGACCUUGCAGGGGAUGGGGUGGACGAUGCCUGGGGCUGUUUCUAAGGCUGGCGAUCAAGUGUUUUUGUUCUAG
Messenger RNA from Aspergillus nomiae NRRL 13137, 1425 nucleotides. Its product is annotated as putative cytochrome B5. Gene Ontology annotation, cellular component: endoplasmic reticulum. Gene Ontology annotation, molecular function: oxidoreductase activity; heme binding. The transcript has 3 exons. The coding region runs from base 1 to 1425 and encodes 474 amino acids. Lineage: Eukaryota; Fungi; Ascomycota; Eurotiomycetes; Eurotiales; Aspergillaceae. The record is from RefSeq and is a predicted model, not a curated record.